ACCCUUUCGUCUCGACGUAGUCUUGGAGCCAGACUUGAAGAAUGAUUCGUGAAUCCGGAAUGGACGACAGUGUCAUUACGACAUAGUUUUUUCCUUUUGACCAUGGAUUCUUAUGAUUCUCGAGGACCAACUUCUAGACAAAGGACCUCAAAUCUUAAGGACUACUUUGUAGGUGCCACCCCUCUGCAGAAACGACUGGAAGUGAUCAGGAGGCAGAGUUCGUUUUUUCCCAGUCCAUCUCGAAGGAAAAUUCCUCAGUGCUCACAGUUGCAGGAAGAUAUCGAUCCUCAGAAGGUUGCAUUUCUCCUCCACAAACAGUGGACUGUAUAUAGUUUAACUCCCCUGUAUAAAUUCUCCUAUUCUAAUCUCAAAGACUAUUCUAGACUUCUAAGUGCAUUUAUUGCUGCUGAAAAGCAAAAGGGACUUGCUGUGGAAGUGGGAAAAGACUUCAACAUCAAAGUGAUUUUCUCCACUCUACUUGGAGUGAAAGGGACACAAAGAGACCCUGAAGCAUUUCUUGUCCAGAUUCUCUCAAAAUCUCAGUCAUCACGUAAACGCAGAGAAGAUAAAGUGUUGUGGACUGGUUGGUUUUGUUGUGUAUUUGGAGAGAGUCUUCAGGAGACAGUCUCAGAAGACUUCACCUGUCUACCCUUAUUCCUUGCAAAUGGAGCAGAGUCCAAUACAUCCUUAAUCGGAGGCUGGUUUCAGAAAACCUUUGACUGUUGCUUCAGUCCUUUAGCAAUCAGUGCAUUUAAUCUUUCCUGGAUGGCUGCUAUGUGGACUGCAUGCAAAAUGGACCAUUACACGGCUACUACUGAAUUUUAUUGGUCUGUGCCCUGUAGCCCACAGAGCUUAGAUAUUUCUUUUGCAAUACAUCCAGAGGAUGCAAAAGCUUUAUGGGACAGUGUCCACAAAACACCUGGGGAGGUUACUCAGGAGGAAGUUGACUUAUUUAUGAACUGCCUUUAUUCACAUUUCCAUAGGCAUUUCAAAAUUCAUUUAUCAGCCACAAGAUUGGUUCGUGUCUCAACAUCUGUAGCUUCAGCACACACUGAUGGGAAAAUAAAGAUUCUGUGUCAUAAAUACCUUAUUGGUGUGUUGGCAUAUAUGACGGAACUGGCAAUUUUUCAAAUUGAAUGAAUUCUUGUAUGGACUAAAUGAUUCUUUAUAAACCCUUUUGAUCAUCUGCUGAACUGCUAUGCCAAGUGGCUCAGUGGAAGAAAUGGAGGACUUGUUUUCUCAGGGUGCCUUUGGAGUUGCCCAAGUUGAUAUAGAACACAGUAAUGGUAGUGGGUGAGCCAUGUUCAUGGGCUUGUGUACCCAGCAUAUCACUGUGGCUGUGUUAUGUUAUAAAAGAUGCUGAAUUGUUAAUAUAAAGAGAUCCAAUUUAGUCAAAUAAACAUCUACAAUCUGGUGUGA
Apodemus sylvaticus (European woodmouse) is the source of this 1419-nucleotide messenger RNA. RefSeq names its product centromere protein L (gene Cenpl). Lineage: Eukaryota; Metazoa; Chordata; Mammalia; Rodentia; Muridae. The transcript is spliced from 5 exons. The record is from RefSeq and is a predicted model, not a curated record. The coding region runs from base 103 to 1140 and encodes 345 amino acids.